AUGGACCCAAAGCCUGCCGAGACCCCAUCAAUGGAUCCAGAGGUGCUGGAUCGAGCCAAUGCUGGGGAAGAAGCUCACCAACUAGCUGUGGGCAAACACUAUAUGGUUUUAGCAGAAUCAGGGGUAAAACCUGAAGAGAAUGGCAACAAGGCAACAGAAUGGUUGAUUCUGGCUUCAAAGCAAGGAAAUGAUACUGCAACUGAACUUCUGUGUCGUUGCAUGGACACAAAAUUGGGUAUCACUGAAAAGAAUGAAGAGAUGAUAAAGUGGUGUCUGACCACUAGCAGUAUGGAGAAGAAAGUGCGUUAUGCCGCCCGCAGGAUGUUUGGUGCCAUCAACAAAGCUCACAAAGAUGUACUGAGUAAAGAAGAGUACCUUGAAGCAAUCAAAGAAAUCACUGGAGAUAAACACACUCGGAAACUACUAGUUGCUGCAGGCAAGAAAAUUGGUGAUGCUAUUUCUGAAGACGCUUUCGUGAAAACUGUAUCAAAAAGAGUUCAAGGGAAAAUUAAUCUUACAGAAGAGGAAGCUGCUGAACAAACAGAAGAAUACAGAAGAUCAAGUAUUUUUAAAAAGAUUCUCAAACACCCUAUCACCACGGGAAAAGUGAUUGGACAACAGAUGCUUGAGAUUGCCUCCAAAAGGGGCACCAGUUGGCUCAUCUCCCUCAUUCCUACCAAUCAAAUCUACAUCAUGCUCCUGCUCUUUAUCUAUGGCUUCAUCACCCCAAGCCUGGUAUUCUUUUUCGUCCCACUCUUCUUCUUCUAUCUCUCCUUUGCAGCCAUGGUGAUCUCCACCCUUCAGAUGUUUUAUGGACGCCAGAAGCUAUCAGACACUUCCACACUAACAUCAGCUCUGAAGAAUUUUGACAUUGGUGUUGAUGUAGAAUCUGUGGAAUCUCAAUUCUGCUGGAACUCUUUGACUCCUUACAUUGUGUUCUUCUCUUCCAUCAUAGCAUCAGUCAUCAGCUUUUCUCUCGCCAACAAGUCGUACAUCCCAUGCUCAGAAGUGUGUAUCAUUGCCUUGAUAUUUGCAGUGAGCUGCUUUAUUGCUCUCAGUGACAGCCAUGACCACUUGACUCUGAUGACCGUUGGAUCCAAUUUGCUUGCAUCCUUGCCUAUCAUCUUGGAUGGCUUUCCUAACAUUCCCGUUCUUAUUCACAUCCUCAAGCUAAUUUCUUCACCCUUCUUCCAGUUACAGGUCCAUUUGGAAGAUGGUUACUCUCCCUGCACUUUACUUGCAGAUUAUCGUUUUACAGACCAACUUCUUACACUUCGUGAUGGAGACGAGAUUGAGUUUGUCGGCCUGAUAGGAGAAAAUUUGGCAUUUGCUGGACCCAAACUCUACCUGCGGCAAGUGAGUGCCAAGAAUCGUGAACUUCCAGCAAUGCUGGAAAUUGCAGAAAUGCAGGACAUUCUCAAGAUUACAUUAGUUGAGGCUCUGUCAGUCACUGUACGUUUCUUCUGGUUCCCUCUUUUUGAAUUUAACCCUGAGGGACAUGCUUAUUGA
Acanthosepion pharaonis is the source of this 1509-nucleotide messenger RNA. The record is from the annotation of a GenBank genome assembly. Lineage: Eukaryota; Metazoa; Mollusca; Cephalopoda; Sepiida; Sepiidae.